CAAGCAAGCCACCUUUUCGGCUCUUUCGUCACUCAAAUUCAAGGCCAUGAGGACUUGGAUUGUUCCCGUGGCAGCCCUUGCGCUGCUCCUUGGCACCGCCACCACGGCCUUUGCUGAGCGCUGCGGUGAUGGCAUCCUGGACGCCGGCGAGUACUGCGAUGAUGGAAACCGAUUCAACCGCGAUGGUUGCUCCGGUCUUUGCACCGUUGAGCCUGGCUUCCGCUGCGUCCAGCCUGACUCUGGCCCAUCUGACUGCAACCCAGACAUGCCCAACACCUGCCCCAACGUUGGCCCAUACUCCACGGUGAGCCCGCGCACGGCGUGCGACGGCUACGAGCCCGAGCUCGACCAGUUUGGCGACCUCAUCUUCUGCGGCCAGAGCGGCCACGCGUGCCCCACCAACUCCUUCUGCGGCGGCCGCGACUACUGCUGCAGCUACAACGUUGCCAGCACCACCACCGCACGCACCACAACGCGCGCUACCACCACCACGCGCGCUACCACCACGACCACCACCCGUCGUCCCACCACCACGACCACGCGUACCACGACCACGCGCACGACGACUCGUCCUCCCACGACCACCACGACCCGCACCACCACGCGCCCUCCGACAACCACCACGACCACCACGCGCCGUACCACAACCCGCGCCCCCACCACGACCACUGCUCGCCGCACCACAACCGAGUGCGUGACUCGCACGUGCCGCUGCAAGCCUGGCUCUGUUGAGCAGCGCUGGAUCGAGGAUGGCUGCUGGACUUGCGCCUGUGUGCCCGAGGGCUACACCACCACCACGGCACGCACCACCACCCGCAGGACCACCACCCGCACUACCACCCGUGCUCCAACGACCACCCGUGCCCCCACCACUACGACUCGUGCCCCAACCACGACUACUCGCGCCCCAACAACUACUCGUGCCCCCACGACCACUGACCGCCGCACCACGACCGAGUGCGUCACGCGCACGUGCCGCUGCAAGCCUGGCUCUGUUGAGCAGCGCUGGAUCGAGGAUGGCUGCUGGACUUGCGCCUGUGUGCCCGAGGGCUACACCACCACCACGGCGCGCACCACCACCCGCAGGACCACCACCCGCACUACCACCCGUGCCCCCACCACGACCACCACGCGUGCCCCCACCACGACCACUCGUGAUACGCGCACCACCACCCGCGAUAUGCGCACCACCACGACAGACAGCGGCCUUUGCGGCGGCUGGGCGCCCACUCGCGACCACACCGGUUCCCUCAUCUACUGCGCCCGCGAUGGCCACGCCUGCCCCGAUGACUCGUUCUGCGGCGCCCGCGACUACUGCUGCCCUGAGGGCUCCCCAACCACCACCACACGCCGUACCACAACACGCGAUACGCGCACCACCACCACGCGUGCCUCAACCACCACUGUGACGCGCCCGCCAACGACGACUGGCCGCACCACCACGCGCGCGCCAACCUCCACCCCGCGCUGCCGCCUUCGCGAGUGCCGCUGCAAGCCCGGCUCGUACGAGCUGACGUGGAUUGAGGACGGCUGCAUCAACUGCGCCUGCGUCCCGGACGGCUACACGACAACUACCUCUCGCCCCACCACCACCCGCACCAGCCGCACCACCACCGUCACUCGCCCGCCAAGGACCACCACCACGCAGAGGCGAACCACGACACGCCCCCCGGCCACCACCACCACCCGCCGGACCACCACCCCAUACACGACCACCCCCAGCAUCUGCAACACGCACCGCAUCAGCAGCGAGUCUGCAUGCGACUCUCUCUGCGGCGGUCUGUACGAGUUCUACGGCCCCGCCGAGUACCUGCCUCUCUGCCUGAACAACCUCUGCUUCUGCUACACCACCACCACGACGACGACGACGACAACCACGACAACUACGACUACCACGACCACGACUACCACGACCACGACCACGACCCUUCCCGUCUGCUACACCAACCGUGUGCGCAGCCGCCAGCAAUGCGACCGUCGCUGCGGUGGCUCCUACACCUUCUACCCGAAGCGCGCCUACGACCCCGACUGCAACCACCGCCUGUGCUUCUGCAUCAACCGCCGCCGUUCUGUUGAGGACGAGGCUGUCGUUGCUGCUGUUGAGCCCCACGCUGUUGCCCGCCGCUCCACAGACAUCUGCAACUGCCGUUCCGACGAGGCCACCACAUACAUCUUCGAUUCCAACGGCUGCGCCUCCUGCCUCUGCCAGGCGCCUCAACUGUGCCAGGCGGACGCGCUUCUCUCUGACGGCUCAGCGUGCUCCUGCGAUGCCAACUGCUGGGAGUGCCAGCAUGACGGGCGCCAGGCCGGCUUCUGCCAAGUCUGCAAGAACGGUCGCUUCCAGUACGGUGGCCAGUGCCUCGACACGUGCCCUCGCGACUACGUUGGCGUUGGCAGUGGCAACUUCUACCGCCGCUGCGUGCACCAGUCUCUCCUCGCCAACCCUGCAUCUGUUGUCACGGAGCAGGUGCGCAGCGAGGACCAGACCUCCUCCGAUGGCAGCGGCAACGCUGGCGGCAUGUCUGGCACUGGCGUUGUCCUCGUCGUCGUUGGCUCCGUCUUCAUCAUCUGCGUCGCCGUCGCAGCCGUCGUCGUCAUCCAACGGUCGCGCCGCCGCCAGCGUGAGGCCGAGACGGCCCUCUCGCGCGAGGCAAACAUGCUGGAGUUUGAUGAGAACCUCUAA
Salpingoeca rosetta is the source of this 2683-nucleotide messenger RNA. RefSeq lists its product as uncharacterized. The transcript is spliced from 9 exons. Bases 47 to 2683 code for a protein of 878 amino acids. NCBI's taxonomy places the organism in Eukaryota, Choanoflagellata, Craspedida, Salpingoecidae. The record is from RefSeq and is a predicted model, not a curated record.